Molecule: messenger RNA, 740 nt
Organism: Triticum aestivum (bread wheat)
Lineage: Eukaryota; Viridiplantae; Streptophyta; Magnoliopsida; Poales; Poaceae
Product: ABC transporter E family member 2
Exons: 3
Coding region: 103-489 (128 amino acids)
Source: RefSeq, a predicted model, not a curated record
UGCUUCCACGCCUAACUCUAGUGCCGCCACCAGUGGUAGUGCUCUACCCCCUCCAGCGGAAAUCUCUUUGGACGGGGCGGCGAAUACGGAGAGUCGCCGCAGAUGGCGGACCGUUUGACCCGUAUCGCGAUCGUGAGCGAGGACAAGUGCAAGCCCAAGAAGUGCCGCCAGGAGUGCAAGAAGAGAUGCCCCGUUGUCAAGACCGGAAAGCUUUGCAUUGAAGUUAGUCCAGCGGCCAAACUUGCAUUCAUUUCUGAAGAGCUGUGUAUUGGUUGUGGUAUUUGUGUUAAGAAAUGCCCAUUUGAUGCCAUUGAAAUCAUCAAUCUUCCAAAAGAUUUGGAGAAAGAUACUACCCAUUGCUAUGGACCGAAUACCUUCAAAUUGCACAGGUACUUUUUUAAUCGAAGAGCCAGGCGCUACGUUUGGAUGUUUGUAUUAAAGGCCUCCGUAUUGAAUUGGCUCAAUACUAAUUCAGUGGGUAAAGUGUAAUGGACAUGAAUACAAUUUUGCUUGUUUGGAUGCUCAUGGAAUCCCAGUGAGGUUUCAAUACCAAAUCUUGUUUGGAUGGCAAACUAUGGAAUUGCAUAGUGCCUUGUUCUAUAUGUAUAAAAUCGAAAUUUGUACAAUAUGUGACCAUAAUUUCCACACAUAAUUAUAGUUCCGCACAUAAUUAAGAAUCAUAAGUUCCACACAAAAAUAAGAAUCAAUCCACCCAUCAAAGCAGAAUCACAAGUUCCACA